This is a messenger RNA of Filobasidium floriforme, 1278 nucleotides long. RefSeq lists its product as uncharacterized. Gene Ontology annotation, molecular function: ditrans,polycis-polyprenyl diphosphate synthase [(2E,6E)-farnesyl diphosphate specific] activity. The transcript is spliced from 5 exons. Lineage: Eukaryota; Fungi; Basidiomycota; Tremellomycetes; Filobasidiales; Filobasidiaceae. The record is from RefSeq and is a predicted model, not a curated record. Bases 100 to 1188 code for a protein of 362 amino acids. Gene Ontology annotation, cellular component: endoplasmic reticulum membrane; dehydrodolichyl diphosphate synthase complex.
UGCAUACCAUAUGACAUAGUCUAACAAGCAUUCCCUCCGAUCGUAUUACGGCUCCGCGGUCGAAUGAUCACGAAACACCGGCACGAUUCUUGACUGGCAAUGGAUUCGCUGCGCCGGCUGGCCUUUACACCUCUUUUACUCGGUAUUCAUGCAGCACACCUUAUAGCCCUGCAAGUGUCUGCAGCAACUUCCGGGGGUAGCCGUAUCGCCUCUUCAUCUUCGAGAAAUAUCCAGCGCCAUCCGAGGCACGUCGCUUUCUCCAUAGUAACCUCUCAUGGGCGAAAGGCAGCAUCUUCGAGAGAGUCCACUGGCGAUGGACGCUCGACGGUGACAUGUCGAACGGCGAGAAGUCGAAAAGGGAAGGAAAAGGCGGAAGACGUGCGAUGGACAACCGAAGAGGCUCUGGUCCUCCAGGCCGUACGAGAAGCUGUGACCUGGGCGCUCCAGAACGAGAUCGAUGAGAUCAGCCUUUGGAACGAAGACGGACUGCUGCAAGCCGUCUUGCCUGGUCUACUUGCCAUCCUUGUUCAUUCUCCGCCGACACCGCCCGCUUCAGGGACUUGUUCACCGCCCCGGUCCCUCUCGCCGGAUACCGUCCAAACUCUAGGUGCUUCGGGUCCGUCAUCAGCAAGUUCGAGCGGAGGAGGGAACCUACAGACUGCUGGGCAACGUGAGACCCAGAGUUAUACAGUCUGGCCCGACAUGGAAGAAAUGCUAAAGGAGGCCCAAGUCGGACAGAAGCUGCGACUCAAGCCGUUGUCCGUACAUGUGCUACCUACGAGGACGUCAGAGGACAUGCUGGCCGAGAUGGCGCAAGACCUUGUGAGGCAGGAUAUCCCGCUAGAAGCGAUUACGAUCGAGCAUAUGGACGACCUGAUCAGAGAAUCUUUACAUUUCCAUACCGAUCCUGAGCUCUUGAUAGUGCAUCAUACACCUGGAUCUGAUCGAGCCAAACCCACCGACGAGGCCGGCACAAGAGGCUCGGAUGCAUCCAGAGGUUGGCGUUACAAGGCUUUGAGUCGUCUGUCUGCGGUAUAUCCAUUGGAAUUGCAUGGAUACCCGUUCUGGAUGCUUCGGUUAACGGAAAUCUACGAUUCUCGACCGGUCGGGCGACAUGCUUUGGGUAUGGACGGUUGGGAUCGUGCCAUGGACCGGUGGAGGGGUGUAGAACAACGAUUAGGAAGAUGAUUUAGCAUGUAUACAUUCGAGUAAAGAUCCUAUACCCUGUCACCUUAGCCAAUCCAUAUCGCAUAUUCGCUAUCGAGACCUCCAUCCCCC